GAAAGAAUAUUUUUUUUUUAUUGUAAGCUUUCCGUAAUUGUAAUUAUUUUCGUUUGUGAUAUACUCGGAUUUGUUAUGUGUGUGUAUAAUAUUUGCAAAGAAAAUGCUAUUCUCGCAGAAUGAAAAGGUAGCAGCAAUCGAUUAACUCGUAAUGCUUUGUUUCAUGUGAAAUAAAAUUUUGUAUUCUCCAUCAAGUGCGAUCAGCAUAUUUGAUUGACCAACAGUAUAUUAUCUCUGUGUGUCAAACUGAUAGUUUGAAAUGGAUUUUUUGGCUUCGAAUUUGCUUGUUCCUACUAAUAGUCGUAGACGUACAAAAGGACGACUACCUUUUGUAGAUUCUGCUGAACCUGUAUUUCCAAAUGAAGAUGAAAAGUUAGAAAAUGAAGUUAAUAUCCCUGAAAAUGAACUAGAAUAUGAUUUCUCUGAGAAUCUAGACGAUGUUGAUGAAGAGCAAGUUACUAUUGAUUUAUCUGAAUUUUUAAAUGAAAAUCCAUUAUUAACUGAACCUUCUGAAAAUUUAACAGAUUCAGGUGCAACAUUAACUGACUGUCAUUCUCAGUUUCGUGUUACAAGCUCCUUAGCAGAUCCAACUCCAGUUCCAAUAGACGAUUUACCCUCUCAAAAAGACUUGAAUGUUAACGAACCAACAAUUGUGACGGAAAAGUGCUUAGAUAUUAGUGAAACUGUUAAUAAUACUCCAGUGCCACCAGAAAAAAUGCCUGAAAUGCCUCCAAAUGUUUUGUCUGAAAAUAAUACAUCAAUUGACUCGACUAAAAUUCUUACAGACAUUGUUAGUAAUAAUAUAAGUCCUCACAAAGAAAACAUACUUAUUGGUGUGAAAUCUUCACCCAAUAAAAACCACAAAGCAAAAUCCACCAAGUCAGCAAAUUUAUUUCAAAAAUAUAAAAAUAUUUCUAAACUGAAAGAUUUUAACAAAAAUAAUAUGGAGGUGUUUGGAAAAUAUCCUGUUGUCAAAUGUGAAAGAUUAGACAUUGAAAAUUUUAUUAAAACAAAUAGCAUCAAAGUGAGAAAUUGGCCAAUAAUGCCUACAAAUAAUCAUUUUAAAACUAAAACCAAUUUAAAUAAAAAUAAUAAUGUUGCCAGGAAGUGCAAAUCUCCGGCAAAUAAAGUACCUAAGCUUUUAAACAAGCCAAUUAGUUUUAAUAGAUGUGAUUCCAAUUCUCAAAAUUUGGCUACUGUUAAUAAAGCUCGAAGCAUAUUAAUUGAUGCAUUAGCAGCUAACUCUUCACCUUUGAUUAUCAAAACUGAUAGUUGGAAACCUGAAAUUGCUAAUUUGACUGGAGGCUCAACUACAUUCGUCAAACCAGAGAAUUUCCAACUGCCUGCACCUCCUGGUUUAACUAAACCUCCUGGAAGUCGAAGAAUAAUUAAAAUAGUACAUGCAUCAUCCCCAUUACAAAUGAAUAAAUUCUGUGCUCAAUCUCAAAAAUUCCCUAUCAUAACAAAUGUUAACAAAGUAACUGUUGGUUCCAAGACAUUUCAACUUGUGUCUCCUAAUACUUUUGUUGCUACAAAAACUGAAAAAAGCAAGCCUGUUACACCAAUUCUUCCCAAACCAAAUACCGAGACAAUUUCACCUGUUCUCUUAAAAGAUUAUACUGUCAUACAACCCUAUGUUGAGGAUCCAACAUCUCCAGUAAAACCAAAGCCACUUCUUACUGUUCCAUUGGAUAUUGUACCUGUAGCAAAUGCUUUUAAUCCACCAGAAUUAUAUAGUACUGCAACAGAGAUACAUUCUCCAAUCAAGUCUCCCUUAAAAUCAGUAAAACCAGUACAAUCUGUAUUUCUCAAUGGAGCGAUAAAUCAGAUAAGUUCUCCCAUUACAGUAGAAAAAGAGCUGCUCUCAAUAAAUAUGACAGAUUCUGUUCAUUGUAAUGAGGAAACAACUUCUUCAAACGAUGUUAAUAAAACAAAUGAUCAUUUAAAUACAGAUAUGUCAAUAAUCUCAUCUAAAUCUACUAUGAUUGAUGCAAUUACAAGUGUCUUUUCUAAAUCACAAAUUAGAAAGCAACCAAAAAGUAAGCAGAAUAAUCUUCGUUCACAUCGUGGGGGUGAUAGUGCAAUCGUAGAAUGUAAAGCUUAUAAUACAACUUUAAAUGACAUGCUUUUUAAUGAUGAUUUUACUGAUGAAAGUUAUUCUCUUGAUGAUAGCAUUGAUAUUUCUUCUGAUAACUGUCUUCCAGAUGCAUCAAAUAAUAUUUUGCAGUCUUCACAAACUUAUCAGUCAGAUCAUAAUUUUGUUCAAGAAAGCAGUACUGUGUCAAGUUCAGAUGAAGAGAAGUAUAAAAAUAAAAUAUUUUCUAAGCAGAAGUGUAGCAAGAAAAAAAUUCCAUCCCCUCAUGAUUCAGAUACUUUGUCUGCGUCUGAGGGGGAAGAAGAAAAUAAUCCAAAACAGAAAAGGUUAUCCUAUACCAAAAGAAAACAUAGAAAGUUAAAUGUUAACACUCUUCACAAUCGUAAAAAACCUACAGACUCUCCAAAAACUACUUCUGUGCAUGAAAAUCCAAAUAUAUCUUCUGAGAAAACAGUUAUGGACAUUUCCUUUAGUAAGAAUGCAACUAACUCAGAUAAAAGAAACAGAGUCUUUAAGAAAGCUGAAGCAGACAUACAUUUUGAAAAUUCAUCAGAGUCUCUGAAAUUAUCUGAAGAGAAAUGUCAUUCAACAAAUAAACCACGUUUGUCCAAAACUUCAAAAAUUGAAACUAGUUAUCUCUCUAAUGCAACUUCAAAAAAUGAUGAAGAUAAGUUAAAUAACUCUACAAAGGAUGAUACACAAGAAAAAGUUAAGACUGUAAAGGAGUCAAAGACUAGUAUUCUUAAUUUACGUAAUAGACAUAAGUCAACGUUAAAAGGUCAAACUGCUGUAGCCCUUGUUAAAAGUAAACGUAUUGGUUGUAUUCGUGCUAAAUUUAAAGUUAAUUCCAAAAAACCAUCCAAUAAUAAGAUGAUGCAUAAUAAUAAAAAAUCAUCCAGAACUUCUGAUAUCAUAGAGGAAAUAAAGACAAUUACAGGUGGAAAUAUUUUUAAUAAAAAGCUGCAAACGAAAGAAAAUUCUGUAUCUGAGAAAAUAAACCAUUCCAGUUCUAAGAAUGUUUGUACGAGAUCUAAAAAUGAAUCUAAAGCAAAAACAGUUUCUAAAGUACCAAAGCAAACUAGAAAGAGUUUGCCUGUUCGAUCUAAAACAAAGAAACGGAUAAAAACUCUUAAAGUUUUAUUUAAACGACCUGCUCCUAAACAGAAAUCAAAAUCUUUGGAAAUGCCAUUUGAUGAUAUUAACCUUACAUUGUUAGAUAAUGAAACUGAUCCAAAUUUUGUAUCAGAAAAUAACACAAAUCUUCAUUCUACUUUCAGAGAUUCAAAAAGUCAUAAAAUGGAUACUCCAGUUAAAGAAGAUCAUAAAUGCGAUGCUGAUGUUCUCCCAACAGAAUUGAAGUCUGAUGACUCAUUAAAAGAAAAUAUAUUGAAAGAAAAUGAAUUGCUUUCAAAUGGAAUUGAUAAUAGCUCUGUAGAAAAUUCUGUAGGUACUGAAAGUGAGGAAUCUCUUCAUGGUGAGAAUAAUAUUUGUAUUUCCGAAGAAAUAAAAUCUUGCAGCAUUAGUGGCAAAGUAGAAACACCGGAAGAUAUAUCUCAAAAUGAAAAAUCAAAGACAAUAAAUUCUUCUUAUAAUAAACAACAAACUGAUACACCUAUCUCUGAAAAUCUUUCUUCAUCAUAUAUUUUGAAAGAAAAUGAUUUAGAUAUUUCAAAUGAUUCCAACUUAGUCAUGCCAUCUACUGAACACUUGUUGAACAAUGUUUCUGAAGAUGCUGACUUAGAUCUGAGAGAGAAAUUUCAAGCGGAAAAUUCCAGUGUUUCAGUGCAUGGAUUAUCUGAGGAUAUAACAAAUGAAAAUAAAAUUUCUUCUGAUGAAGAGAUUCUAGAACAUAUUCAGUCUGUAGAUACUACUAAUGUUCUUAAAGAAGAUACUGCUUCUGCAUGUGAAAAUGUACAAGAAUUUGCUUGUAAAUCGAAUGUUAAUACAUUGUUUCAAGAUGAUAAACCUGAAAUUAAUUCUUACUGUGACAAUAGUUGUAAUAAUACUUCUGUUUCUGAUGAAAUACAGAAGAAUAUUAAUAAUCCUGAUAGUAAUAUAAUAAUUGAAGAAAGCCAUGAAGCUAUUCAAACUUGUCACAAAGUUCCAGAAUAUGAUCUUAAUAAUGAUGUGGUUGAAAGCAAUAAAAUUGAUGUUGCUACUGAAAAUUUAAAAAUGAAUGAGCAUAAUUUUGAUGAUGCUAUGCUUGAAGAUAGUGACAUUGGAAAAGACCUAGAGAAGGCAUCUGUUUCCGAAGAAAUACAUGAUAAUGAUCAUAUUCAUGUAAUAGAUGAAGAUAUUGGAAACGACCUAGGAAAUGCAUCUGUUUCUGAAGAAAUACAUGAUAAUGAUUUUGCUCAUGUAAUAGAUGAAGAAACCAAAGAAAUUAUACCUUGUGAUGAAAUACAAAAAAAAGACCAUAAUCCUGAUGAUAAUAAAAUAGCUGAAAAUAUUAAUGAAAUAAACGAUACUUGCAUGAAAUAUCAUGAUUCAAUUAAUAAUAGUGCUUCCUAUAAAGUUGCAACUAUUGUUGAAAAAAUUCCGAAAGAGAAUCAUAAUUCUGAGGAUAAUAACCUUCAGAAUGCAUUAGAUGAUUCUAAAAUUGAUGACGUUUCAUCUCACAUAAAAGAUUAUUCAUUUUCAGAAAUUGAAGAAAUUCCAGAGAAAAAACGGGGGCGUAAACCUAAAAGAAAGUCUUGUCCUAAAAUUAAAUUAUCUGUUGCAAAGAAGACAGAUGAUUUAGAAUCUGUUAGUAGUUCAAAAAAUUGGUAUAUCUCUGAACGGAAAGAAUCAACUGAUUCUACUCAGUCUGAAGAACAACAUAAAAAAGAUGAAAUGGAUAGUUCAAAAAGAGGUAGGAAAACUGCUGCAAAAUCAUCUUUCCCAGUGAAAACCUCAGAUAAAAAUGAACGUAUAUGUUUUGAGACAGUUGCAGAAAUACAUGCUGUUGACACAGACAUAAAUCCAUCCUGUGGUAGGGUUUCAACAGAAAUUAAUGUUAUUUCUAAUUUUGUUAAUAAUGAUUCCCCUGAAGUUUCUAGUAAAGAGAAUGAAAUGUGUUCUGAAGUAUCAGCAGCGGACUUGUCUAGUAAUACAUGUACUAGACUUACAAAAUUUGUCGCCAAAAGAAAAUCGACAUCUGUAAAACCUUCCACUAACAUACUUAAAAUCAAAGAAGAGCCUGCGCAUAUCAGUGGCAAUUCUGCUUUAGAAACUACUGCUAAUAUUAAACUAGAAAAUGAAGAAAUUACAAAAGCGAUGGAUGAAAUUACAGUUGAUACAUCACAUUCGUCUUCAAGACGAAAAGGACAGCCCAGCUCAACUGUAACUAAAAAGCUUAAAAUCGACACAGUGGCUGCUAGUGCUCCUGUGAAAAAUCAAAUACAGAAAAAAGUUAUCAAGAAACCCAGUUCAAAAGGUAUUGCUGAUUCACCAAAUGAUCAGUCUGCCAAAUUACCAGAUAAUACAGGAAGAGGAACACCAACAUCCUGCCCCAAAAGUCGUAAAAAGAGUUAUUCGCCAAAAGCAGUUAUUGUUCCUUUUUCAUUAGGUUGGAUGCGAGAACUUGUACAUAGAUCUACUGAAGACAAAACAGGGAAGAGAAUGUCAGAUGUCUAUUACUUCUCUCCUGAAGGCACAAAAUUGCGUUCAAUGAUAGAGAUAUCCAAUUAUUUGUCGAGGCAUCCAGAGAGCAAGCUAACUAUAGAAAACUUCACAUUCUGGAAAGAACUUGUUUAUCGUGAGCCUUUUGAAAUUGAACGAAGUGCAAAGCAGAAGUCAGCUUUUGGAACAUCUUCUGAAACUUCUCACCAGACUUCCAUAAAAAAAUAUAUUAAAUCUACUGCACCUAAUAAUAACUCUUUAAAUUCAAGUAAAGAAAAGUCUCAAAAAAUAAAUAUUUCUGUAGAGAACAAAAAUACACCUGCAUUUGCCAAGGAGAAACGAACUAAAACAUCAAGCAAUUCUGAUGAGAAAGUAGAUACUAUUGAAAGUGAGAAGAACAAAAACAGACCUGCAUCUUCCAAGGAGAAGCAAAAAACUAAAAUUGCAAGCAAUUCUGAUGGGAAAGUAGAUAUUGAUGAAAAUGAGAACAAAAAUAGACCUGCAUCUUCCAAGGAGAAGCAGAAAACUAAAACAGUAAGCAAUUCUGAUGGGAAAGUAGAUACUGUUGAAAGUGAGGAGAGUUCAGAACUACCUGUGAAAUCACCUGUUGCUUCCAAUGCAAAGAAAAAAUCUGAAAAAUCCGAAAAGGUCUCAAGCAGUAUUAUGGAUACUGUUGAAAACAGUGACAAUGUUAGUUCUAGAUCUUCUAGAAAAAUAGUAAAAAAAGUUCCUUUUGACAAUUCUGAAAGUGACAAUUCUCAGCCCAGAGCAAAGCGAGGUCGCCCAUCCAAAUCUCUUAAUACAAGUGUUCCUGAACUUGAAAUUACAAAAACAGUGAAUGAUGUAGAAUCUUCAAUCAUCAAUACUCAUUCAAACAGAAGUAAACAAACUGAGACAAGAAAAAAUUCGUCUAUUCUUAUUAAAAAUGAUAGUAAAUCUACUGCAACUAAGAGAAGACCCAAACUUAAUCUCGUGUUUUCAAAAAAUAAUUAUUCUGGAAUAAUUCAACCACCUUGUUCUGUUCGAUGUGCUAUUUCUAUUCCUCAGCGUCCUACAAUUCAGUGUGCUAUAUGUCUUUGUUUGUUCCACCCAAAUUGUAUUCCAAAAUUGGCUGAAAAGGUUAUAUUUGCUUGUAAGUCUUGCACAUUGCAAAAAUUGGCAUUAUAUGAAAAAGAAAGAAAACCCUUUAGUGCUUCAGAACCUUCUCUACCUGAUGACUCCUUAAAUUUUGAUUCGGAUAUAGACAUGUCACUUUUAUCUCCAGAAGUUAUACUCAAUGAACAGACUGGAUCAGUUACACUUCCGUUAACAAAUGAAUGUAAUGUUCUUUCUAAGAACUCUUCUUCAAACAUUCCACAAGGACCAUCUGGAAUCAUUCAUCAUUCAUCAGAUGUAGUAAAAAAUGUGCAGCAAGGAAAUCGUACUACAUCUUCACCACAUCUGUUAUCUCAUUUAUUAAAACCAACUGCUCGGUUAAAUUCUAGUGCUUUGACUGUUGUAUCUAAGCCAACAAAUCAGAAUUUAAAUAGUUCGUCUCAUAUGUUGAUUACAAAAGAGACUGCAUCAAGACUUUUCCAGUGUGGUGUGCUAGCUCCUGGAACAAAUAUUUCUGCAGCAAUGCCAUUAGCCAUUAAAAAGUUACCCGAUGGUCGAAAAAUAGCUGUGCGUAGCUCUACUAAUAUUCUAUCUUCACUGAAUAAUAUUAAUAAUUCUGCUUCACAAAAUCCCAUUUCAAAUAUUAAUCCCAAUAUUCAGAUUCUGUGUAACAUUUCUGAACAUGUAAAUGGCAAUUUAUUUUCAAGCAUAACUAAUCAAUCGGGUGGCAAAGCAUCGGGUAGUAUAGGGAAUAAGUAUAAUAUUCAGAAUGUGAAAUUUGUUCCUACAGAUCGUACAAUUAAUUCUAUUAGAGCAGCCAAUUUGCUGACUAAUUUGAAGACCAAGCAUGAAUUAAACUCAAAGAAUUGCAAAUCAUCAUCUACUUCAAAUAAUACAUCUGAAUCAUCUUUGUUUUGGGACAUGAAUGAGACAUCAUGCAAAUACCUGCUUAAUAUUUUUAAAAGAUUAAGCAUUCCUGAUCUAUUAAGGGCAGGCCAGGUUUGUUCAAGUUGGAAACACGUAGCAUCACAAAGUGUAUUAUGGGAAAGAGUUUCAUUUCAAGGACUUUCUAUCACAAACUGGGAAAAAUGCUGUCUUACUUUGAAAAAAAAUGGAACGAAAACUAUAGAUUUGCAUGGCAUUGUGCAGCAGAAUAUGACAAAUUCUUGUAAAGAUUUGGAAAUUCAUGUAGUUCAUUUAGCCGGAAUUGAAGAGUUAACAUUUGAUCAAAUAACUCCAUCUCUCUUAAAGAGCCUUUCUUUAAAUUUGCCUCUGCUGCGCAAGUUUGAGUGCCAUUUUGUAACAACUGCUUGCUCAGAACCCGAAAUAUGGACUGUCCCAUGUGAAUUGCAAUUAUCUUCAUUACGAUACCUUGGAAGACUUGUAAAAUUGAAAAUUGGCUCUGGUUCGAGAAUUGAAUUAAAGAAUAGCGAAGAGUUUGUCAUGCCUUAUUUACCACAUCUUAGACACGUGACAUUGACUGGCUUCAACUUUUGUUCCAAUGUGAAUUUGGAGAGUCUUUCAAAACAGAAAGAACUGAUUUCUCUUGAGUUAGGAGAUUGCAAAGAAAUAGAACCAGGGAUUUAUUCAUUACUCGAAAAUUUGACUAAUUUAAAGAGAUUACGUUUAGAAAAUGGCGGAAAUGUGGAUGACUAUAGAUUAUCUGAAGCACUAUUAAAUAUUAAAGGAUUGGAAGUACUUGAGUUGAUGAAUUUCAAGAUUUCCAAAAAUUUAUCUGAAUCUCUUAGUGAGUUAAAACAUUUGAUUCAUCUGAAUGUUUGGCCAGAUAAUACAGAAAAGGGAGCAAUUGUAAAUAGAAAUUUAUUCCAUGCUAUUUCAAGUUGUAAGAACCUUAAAUAUCUGUGUUGGGGUAUCAUAGCUGAAAGUCAAUGUGUUCCAAAAUUUUUAGAAAUGGAAAAUUCAAACGAGCUUACUUUCGAAAAUCUUUUUAAGGGCUUGGUUGCAUUAUUCCCCGAAAGCAGAGUGGAAAUGAAAUGGGCUGCUAGAAGUUCUUGGAAGGAGUUCUGUAGCACCCGGAAAUAAUUUUUGUUAGUGGACAUAUUUUUAGUUUUGCCAUUAUACUGUAAAAAAUGCCAAACAAUGUUUUUGUUAAUUUAUUCCAGAUUUUGGCACAAAAAUUGUUUGAAAAAAUUCCAUUUAAUGUUGUAACAUACUGGAAAUGUAACCAUAGGCAGCUGUUACUAUCAUGUAUUGUGUUUUUAUUUAUGUAUGAUGGUCUUUCUUGGACCCUUGUCUACCUCUCAUUGAAAAUAAUUGAAGUAUGGUCUUAGAUAUAUGUCUUUUGUUACAUUUUAAAAAAUUGUUUAAAAUAUUGCUGUAAAAACCAUAGUUGUUACUUAGAACUUCCUGUUGAACUCUUGUAUGUUAUAUAUAUUAAUGGAUAUAUAAGGAUAAAAUGCUUUGUAACAUUGUAAUCCUACUUAUGUUUGCAAAAUCAGCACAAUGUAAAAUAAAAUUACAUAUGAAUAUUAUGUAUAAAAUUGUACAGAAUGUAAUAAAUGUGAUGCGAAAGAUGUAAAUGUUUUUAACUGUGAUUAUAUUCAUGUAAAUAAAAUUUCUUUGUUGUGUAAGUUUGCAGUUAUUAAUCAUAAAUAAAUAUCAGGUGUAUGGAUUAUUAAUAACUUUUAGAUGGUAAUAUGUGAUCUAAAAUGUAUGUUACAGCCUUACUUUUUUUAAUCAUUGGUU
This is a messenger RNA of Argiope bruennichi, 9496 nucleotides long. RefSeq lists its product as uncharacterized. The record is from RefSeq and is a predicted model, not a curated record. NCBI's taxonomy places the organism in Eukaryota, Metazoa, Arthropoda, Arachnida, Araneae, Araneidae. Gene Ontology annotation, molecular function: protein binding; DNA binding. The transcript has 17 exons. Bases 260 to 8833 code for a protein of 2857 amino acids.